Molecule: messenger RNA, 1867 nt
Organism: Salvelinus fontinalis (brook trout)
Lineage: Eukaryota; Metazoa; Chordata; Actinopteri; Salmoniformes; Salmonidae
Product: cytosolic carboxypeptidase 6-like
Exons: 13
Coding region: 49-1536 (495 amino acids)
Biological process (GO): proteolysis
Molecular function (GO): metallocarboxypeptidase activity; zinc ion binding
Source: RefSeq, a predicted model, not a curated record
GUGGCAACACUCAGACAGCGUUGUGCGCUGGUGUGUUGUUGUGCAAAAAUGGAAAGGAAGAUGGAGGAGAACAUGAGAGACGUCGACGCGGGCAGUGAAGCUGGAGGAGAGGAUGCCUUAGUGGGCAAUGUGAACAAGCUGAUGGUGACUCCACCAGGAUACACAGGAGUUCCACGGAAAGGCCACCUUGUCUUUGAUGCUUGCUUCGAGAGUGGUAACCUUGGACGUGUUGAUUACAUCAGUGAAUUUGAGUUUGAUCUGUUCAUCAGACCUGACACCUGUAACCCUCGCUUCAGAGUUUGGUUCAACUUCACAGUGGAAAACGUGCGGGAGACACAGAGGGUGAUUUUCAACAUUGUCAACUUUAGCAAGACCAAGAGCCUGUAUAGAGAUGGCAUGUCUCCAGUGGUGAAGUCCACCAGCCGGCCUAAAUGGCAAAGACUCCCGACUAAGAAUGUGUACUACUACCGCUGCCCUGACCAUCGGAGAAACUACGUGAUGUCUUUUGCCUUCUGCUUUGACCGAGAGGAUGAUGUGUACCAGUUUGCCUACUGCUACCCCUACACCUACACCAGACUGCAGCACUACCUGGACAGCUUGGAGCGCAGGAACCUGGACUACCUGCAGAGGGAGCAGCUGGGGCUCAGUGUGCAACAGCGACGUCUUGACCUCCUAACCAUCACCAGCCCUGCUCAACAGAAUCCAGAGAAGGUGAAGAAGCUAGUUGUCCUCACGGCCCGUGUACACCCUGGGGAGUCGCCUGCAUCCUUCAUCUGCCAAGGAGUGAUUGACUUCCUAGUCAGCCAGCACCCCGUGGCCCAAACCUUGCGUGACCAUGUCAUCUUUAAGAUUGUACCCAUGCUCAACCCUGACGGCGUCUACUUAGGCAACUACAGGUGUUCUCUGAUGGGCUUUGACCUCAACCGUCACUGGCAGGAGCCAUCCCCCUGGGCCCACCCCACCCUCCACGCCGUCAAGCAGCUCAUCGUCCAGCUCAGUCAAGACCCAGUGGGGCUGGAGUUCUACAUUGAUGUUCAUGCCCACUCGACCAUGAUGAAUGGCUUCAUGUACGGGAACGUGUUUGAGGAGGAGGAGAGAGUCCAGAGACAAGCCGUGUUCCCUCGCCUGCUCUGCCAAAACGCCCCAGACUUCUCCUUUUCCAACACGUCAUUUAACCGUGACGUGGUGAAGGCUGGCACCGGGAGGCGCUUCCUGGGUGGCCUGCUGGACGACACGUCCUACUGCUACACCCUGGAGGUGUCAUUUUACAGCUACAUGGCAGCGGGGAGCACGUCGCCCGUUCCCUACACCGAGGACACCUACAUGAAGCUGGGAAGAAAUGUUGCCCGCACCUUCCUCGACUACUACAGGCACAACAACUUCAUUGAUGACAACAAACUACAAAUCCCAAAUCACAUCAACAGUAUGGAGGUAUUGUCCCAGGGUCGACAGGGGAAUGGAAAUGGGAACGGGAGGACUUCUGGGAGUGAGAGAGGAGCAGAGAGGAAGAACCAGAGUAUCACAGGAGAGUACUAGACACCUGGCAAUAACAUACUGGAAAGACCAGUCCAGUCUGACCACUGUAUAGGGCUCCUGACUCACAGCCCUACACUGUAUCCACACAGCCCUACACUAUAUCCACACAGCCCUACACUAUAUCCACACAGCCCUACACUAUAUCCACACAGCCCUACACUAUAUCCACACAGCCCUACACUAUAUCCACACAGCCCUACACUAUAUCCACACAGCCCUACACUAUAUCCACACAGCCCUACACUAUAUCCACUCAGCCCUACACUAUAUCCACGCAGCCCUACACUAUAUCCACACAGCCCUACACUAUAUCCACACAGCCCUACACUAU